AACCGAAAUAGGAAAAAUAUCAUUCCACUUUCAGGAGUGAAAUCUGGAGAGAGAGAGAGAGAGAAGUGUUGGAGAGUCGGAGACAUUAAAGUUGUAAAAACCCAUAAGUAAGUAACGCAACUUCCCCUUCUAUCUGCAAUAAAAUCUCGACUUUAAUUACCAGCUUUUUAUGCAAUUAUUAGGGUAGGCAUUUAUGGUGGAGCAGCUUUAGUGAGAGAGAGAGGGAGAGAGAGAGGAGAGCAUUGGAGUUCUAUAUUUACAGAGUGGAGGUCUGGCUGCAGGUUUCAGAGCAGCAAGCCAUGUGAAAGAAUCAGUGCAGGAGAGAAGAGAAUUGAAGAAAGUUAGGAUAAUAUAAGCAGGGCCCGCUUCAAGUUUGAGGAAGAAGAACAAGGAUUUCAUAUCAGUCGUUGAAAGAUUCCUGAAAGAUGAGACCGAAGAUCGUUCUCUUUGGAGACUCCAUCACCGAAGAAUCCUUCGGUGAUGGAGGUUGGGGAGCUUCUCUUGCCCACCAUUUUGCUCGCACGGUUGACGUCGUGCUGCGAGGAUACAGUGGGUAUAACACCCGAUGGGCUCUCCACGUUGCGGAGAGGGUGUUCCCGGCGGCGACGGAGGCGGAAGGUGGCGGAGGUAGAGAAGCACCGUUAGCGGUGGCCGUGUUCUUCGGUGCUAACGACGCUUCUCUUUCAGAUAGAAGCAGUGCUUUCCAACACGUGCCGCUCGAAGAAUACAAGCAGAAUCUCCAUUCCAUCGUCUCCUUUAUCAAGAAGCGAUGGCCUACCACUUUCGUACUCCUCAUCACUCCUCCUCCCAUCGAUGAAGACGGACGCCUCAAGCAUCCUUAUGGCGACAACCCCUCAGGUCUGCCGGAAAGGACCAAUGAGGCUGCCGGCGCUUACGCGAAGGCCUGCGUUGAGGUUGCUGGUGAAUGUGGGCUACCUGUUAUUGAUCUUUGGUCCAGGAUGCAGCAGCUCCCUGGCUGGGAGAAAGCUUGCCUCAGAGAUGGAUUGCACCUGACUCCAGUUGGGAACAAAAUUGUGUUUGAGGAAGUUGUGGAAAGUCUUAGACAGGGUGGCUUGAAUCUUGAAUCCCUGCCGGUUGAUCUCCCACUCUUGGUAGAUAUUGAUCCUCAUGUUCCGCUCAAAUCCUUCCAGCAUUGAUGAUCAAAUUAUGGUACCAAAGCGUGGUGCUGGUCUUAUUUUUUGUGCUUUUAAAGUUAUUCUAGAAACAAUAUGUCCAGUAGGUGUAAAGUACUUUUAGUGUAAGGCCUCUUGUGCGUUAGCUUUCUUUUCCAUGGAGAGGCUUAUGGUUAGGUCAUUCGCUCUUAUGCAGAUCACCGUCUUCAGUAACUUUUGCUGCUGUUUUGUGUAAUCUUUUCCUUUGUUCAAUGCUGAUAUAUUAUAUACCUUAUUAGAAUUUA
Molecule: messenger RNA, 1417 nt
Organism: Nelumbo nucifera (sacred lotus)
Lineage: Eukaryota; Viridiplantae; Streptophyta; Magnoliopsida; Proteales; Nelumbonaceae
Product: GDSL esterase/lipase At5g45920-like
Molecular function (GO): hydrolase activity, acting on ester bonds
Source: RefSeq, a predicted model, not a curated record